AUGUUGUUCCCAACAAAAUCAUUGAAGCAUAGUGUUUCCGCGAUUAUACUAUGUUCCUUUUCCGAUGAAAGCACAGGCUCCCCUCGAUAUAAAGGCGAUUUCCGACCGCUCCCACAAACCUUAUCGGGUCCGAAUAGAGAUGCUCGACCUUACCACAGCCAGGAUCAUAUACACAAGAAAAUUGACUAUUCCUCUACCAAGGCAUCGCCCUGGGGAUAUGCGAACAGAGAGGAAUUGACGGACGCUCUCUAUCGGGCUUUGGGUGCACAAAACACACCACACAAUCCGAACCUAUAUGAUAGCUUUUCUCAGUGUGACUUUAUAUAUGAUAUCAUGCUUCUUACUCGCGAAAACUCUUUGAUCCGCAGACGCAUGGUUGUUGAUUUCGAAACUGAUAUCGAUAUCAUGAGCGAGGCUGUUUUCCGAAAAUUGAAUGUGAAAAUGUCAGGAUUCACAGGCAAUGGCAUAACAUGGUGGAAUCGACCUAGCGUCAAGCCACUAGGAACUGUCCAAGCAAGCUGGAGAGUCUGUGGCCGAGAGAAAGUGUACUCCACCGAGUUUUACGUGAUAAGCGACACUGAAUUCGACCUGCUCCUCGGAACUACAUCCGUCCGAAAGCUUGGUCUAUACCGAGCAGAUCCUGGAGUUGCGACAAGACUACGCUCCUCGGGCUAG
Molecule: messenger RNA, 675 nt
Organism: Aspergillus steynii IBT 23096
Lineage: Eukaryota; Fungi; Ascomycota; Eurotiomycetes; Eurotiales; Aspergillaceae
Exons: 1
Coding region: 1-675 (224 amino acids)
Source: RefSeq, a predicted model, not a curated record